GCGGGCGGGGGUCCCGGGCCGCUCCGGAGGGAGGGGGUCCCCGGCCGGGCUCCGGCCGUGCGAGGGAGCUGCGGCUCCGAGCGGUGGGGGCUGCGGUCCCGCACACGCGUGGGGUGCGGGCGGUGCGGCCGGGGCCGAGCGCGGCUCCGAGUCACGCCUGGCUUGUCCCGGGGGCUGUCCCGGGGGCUGUCCCGGGGGCUGUCGCGCACACCAGCGGGCUGCGGGCGCGGCGGUGCCCGGGGAUCCCGGGGACGCGGGGGCUGCGGGACCGAGCCGGCUGCGAGCCCCGCGUGGGCUGCGCGCUGAGCGGGGCCGGGGGCUCAGCCUCCCCCCGGCACCCGGACAGGGCCAGCGGGUCCCUUUUCUCCCACCUGGCGCCCUGAGCCGCUUGCCCCCGGCUCGCAGCCACCUCCAGCCUGUAAAUCAUUUGCUUUUACGAUCCCUCCUCUGGCCCAUUAUCACACGAACUUUAUAUGUUUGGGGCUGGUGGUGGCCAUAAAACUGGCCCGGUUUCCGGGGCUGGCAUGCCCGCCUGGCAGGACGGGUGUGAGGAGGAGGAGGAGGAGGCUGGGGGGACGCUGCCCCGGACCCCCCAGGCGGGCAGGUAGGCGGGAGGGGCGCAGCAGAGCCGCGGGGAUGCUCAGCUCAGUGGGGUUGGGAUACGGACUGCUGGCAGCCCUGGAAUCGGGCUGGAGCCGGGAGGGAUGGGAGGGAGUGGGGGGCACUGGGCUAUUCCGGGGGUCCCAGCUCCGGACGUCCAGUCCCUCUGGAGAACCCACAAAGGUUCUCUUCAGCUCCCCUUGGUUCCCACGGGGACAUUUCCAUCCCCCCAGCCAGCGAGCCCAGGUCCCUGUCCGAUCCCUGUGCCUGGGAAUCGCAGCUCUGGGGGUAUUUGGGUCUCGGAGCAGUGCUGGGGGUGCUCCCAACAUCUGUCCUUCUCAGGGUGCUGUGUCUGAGCCCUCAGACCCGGAGCGUCCGGCACAGCCCGUGGCCAGCUGCUCUCAGGCUGUGUCCCCCGGGCUCGGCUCCUCCUCACGGUGUCCCUGCUGCCCCAGCCCGGCUCAGGGAUCUCCUCGUGCCCCCUGAGCUCCAGGAGUCCCGAGGUUUGUGUUCCCUGUUCUGGGCCAGCCCUUUGGCUGCCCUUUAUCUCCCAGCCCCAUCGGCUCCGUGGCUGCAGGACCUUCUGUGGGGUCUCUCCCUUUGGGGCUCCCCGUGGUUCAGCCCCCCAGGACCCUCACGGGGGUCAUUCAAGCCUGAAUGACCGAGUACCGAGCCCAGGUGAGCGGGGAUGGACACCCGGGUGGGAGCAGGGUGGGACCAGCAUCGCUCCCUGGAUGAUCCAUCCCGGCAGGAUCCGGCUCACGGAAGAUGUGGGAAUGCACCGAGGCUGCUCCCUGCUCCUCUCGGCACAGUCCCAGCUGCUCCUCAGGGGGGUGCCGGGGCUUCAGCGGGACCCUGCCAGGCUCGGAGCUCGGUGGCAGCAGGUGACAGGCACGAGAGCUUUGCCUCAGGCCUGUUCCCAUCCCGGCAGGGCGCUCACAGCCCUUCCCCGGGCCAGCCCUGCCCUCCUGGUACUGCUGGGAGAGAAAAGGCUCCCUAAAUCACCCGCGGGUGUCCUGGGUGAGCGACUCCUCACUGGCUGCAUCUCCCCGCACGGGGAAUGGCGUUUUCCCCCGAAAACCCCAAAUCUGAGCGGAUCAGUUGCCUUUUCUUUCCGGAGAGGGGGAUGGGAGAGAAGAGAUCUUGCUUGAACAGUCAAAGUAAGUUGCCUUUGCUUUUCCCCGCUCCUCAAGGUCAGCCUAGCUAAUGAAAAUCAAUCUUUCCUCUGCCUCUCUCUGCUGCAUGAGCAGAUUCUACCUGUGGCCCCUUCACCUACAUGAAAGCGGCGGCUGCCGAGCGUGGGCAGCUCCGGAGGAGUUUCCUCCUGGAACGGCGUUUUCCUGCGGCCCGGCCACCGGGACAGUGUCGGUGUCACGGGGGGAUCGCUCCUGUGAUCCCCCUUCUGGCUCCCGAGGAAGCUGCCUGCACGGGAAUCACGGAUCCCGCAUGGAAAUGUGGGCUGGAAGCGUUGGGGAGGCUGGUGGCCGGGCUCUGGAGGGCAGCGGGUGAUGCCCGUCCCCUGUGUGCAGGAUUUUUAGAUGUGCCCUGAUGCCGCAGGGUCUCCCGGCUCCUGGAAAUGCAGCUCUCUUCCAGCGUGGCUGAACUCAGCUGCGAAGAGACCAUGGACCCACCCGCCGAGGACUUCCAGCAGGUCCUGUCCAUCGACCAAAUCCGCUCCAUCCGCGCCAGCAACAACUACGUGGAGCGGCCGGCGGCGUGCUUCCAGCAAACCCGCUCCAACCCCGCGCUCUCGCAGCCCCCGCACAAGCAGGAGUGGCCCCAGGAGCGCCUGGCGUCCUCCACCUUGCAGGACCUGCACCGCAGCCACAGCCAGCAGCACCAGAUGCCCCUGCAGCCCCACCUGAGCCACUCGAGCACGGCCAGCUCGGUGUCGCAGAGCACCGCGGCCUCCGAGCAGCGCCUGCUGAGCAGCCUGACCCCGUCGCACUCCGGGCACUCUCUGGUGCGGACGCAGCCCCUGGGAGGGGAGCUGAAGGCGGAGGAUUCUCCGCGGAAGGGCUCGGAGCAGCCGGCGGGGCACGGGCACCUGCUGCUGUGCGAGGCUUGCGGGCGCUGCCGCUGCCCGCGCUGCACGGCCGCCCGCAGCCUGCCCUCCUGCUGGCUCUGCAACCAGCGCUGCCUCUGCUCCGCAGAGAGCCUCCUCGACUACGGGACCUGCCUCUGCUGCGUCAAGGGGCUCUUCUACCACUGCUCCACCGACGACGAGGACACCUGCGCCGACGACCCCUGCUCCUGCGGGCCGGGCUCCUGCUGCGCCCGCUGGGCUGCCAUGAGCGUCCUGUCCCUCCUCCUGCCCUGCCUCUGCUGCUACUUCCCCACCCUGGGCUGCCUCAAACUUUGCCAGCGGGGUUACGACGGCCUGAAACGCCCCGGCUGCCGCUGCCAGAGCCACACCAACACGGUCUGCAGAAAGAUCUCCUCCGCCAGCGGCACGCCCUUCCCCAAAACGCUGGACAAGCCGGUAUGACCCUCUCGAGGAGGAGAAGCGGGCUUUGCUCCUCUUCCUCCCCCUCCUCUUCUCUGCUCCAUCCCCGCUCUGCUCCGCAGUGCUCCCCCCUCCCCACCAUCACCUUUUGAUUGAGACGGGUGACCCGGGGGUCCCCCGGGAUUUGGGACACCCGGGCUGGUGUCCGGCACCCAGCCGGGGACACCGAGCCCGGGGGACACCGAGCCGGGGACACCGAGCCCGGGGGACACCGCUGGUUUUGCACACGCGGGAGAGGGACGGGAGAGGCAGAGCGAGCUGAGGGUGCCCUCCCUGGCUGUGUCCCACAGGGAAAGGUGACCCAGAGGGUCCUCGGGGCUCUGCCCCCACGGCGGGGGUACCUGAGGCCCCUCAGGACUCUGCUCUCCGAAGUUUUGGUCCUUAUCCACGGGGGAGGAGACGGCUCGGUGCGUCCCUGUGCCAGAGCCCCUCGGGAGCCAGACCUCCUCCUCCCACUCUUCCUCCCUCUCCAGCACUUUCCGUGGUUGGCCUUUCUCCCCUCAGCUGGCCACAGGUCCCUUUUCCCGAGGGGCUGGGCUGCCAAGGGGUCUCCUCCAGGCUUGGAAGCCGCUGGGAGAAGCGAGCGAGCUCCAAAAUGAGGUGGCACCGUGUUUUUCUGUCUCAAAGAGGAAGAGAAGGUGUGGGAAGCUUCAGAAACCUUCUGGCAGGGGGAAGGAGCUAUCGGAGGCAGCCCAGCCCACUCGCUCCUGCCCGACUGCAACGAGGGAAAGGUCCCCUCUGGGAUUUGGCUGAGAACAAGGAGCUGCUUGGAAAUUGCCAUUCAUUUCUCCAGGCCUUGGAGGGCUGCCUGAGGUGGGAGCUGCCGCCUGGCUCCGUCUCACCAGCCAGCAGAUGCCACAGGCACCGGCUCCGUGCUCGAUCCCCGAUCUGGUACCUUCCACCAGCACUGAAUUCACUUUAAAAAAACACGGCAAGGCCAACUGUGAGCAGGCACCGCUCCGGGGACUCCCCAACGGGGGCUUCUGUCACCCUGCCUUGGGCUGGAGGACACGGGGAGCAGGAGGGGGUGUCGAAGCUGGGGACCCCCACCUUCCCUCCCUGCCACGGUUCCUCUGAGGCCUCUCCUCGCUGAGGGGUUCUGGAGCCUCGGGACCGGGGCUGGAGGCGGCGCUUGGGCCGGGCUCUCCGCGGAGCAGACGAUCCGGGUCAGCGCUCCGCCUGGCCUCACUGGGAUGAUGAUGAUGAUGAUGAUAACCCCGGCUGGGGGUCUCCUGCUGCUCCUGGGCUCAGCCCCAUCUCUGGGUACUGCCAGCUCCUGCCUGGGACCCCGCUGGCAUCACUUGGGGGAGUUUGGAGUGGGGAUGGAGUCCUGGAGCCGGCCUGUCCCCCUUACCAGGAGUGUGAGCACAGAGAGGAGGGAAAGGUGUCCCUGGAGGAAUAUAUGCAACACAUAUAUUCAUCUAUUGAAUAUAUGCAACACAUCCCUUGGCUUCUCCCAGCCCCAGCUCCCAGGGCCCGUCCGUCGCCUCCUCCCAGCUGCCUCCUUCCGUAGAGUUCUGUGGAUCUAUUUUUGUAGAUAUAAAUAUAACUUUAGGAUGGGUAGGUCUAUUACUAAUAAUAAUCAUGAUACUGCUGUGAACGGUGCCAGGUACAAGGUUUGGCUUCCUGGUGCACUUGCACAUGCUGGAAAAGGUGAUUUCCCAGUCAGUUUGUUGCUAAUCCCAGACCCUUGUUCCCAGGUUGUUGGGAGAGGGGAAAGGGGGGGGUAGGGAUUGUCUGGGGGUCUGCUUUGCAGGGAGGGGGGGAUUCAGCGCUGGCUGGGAGGUGAGGAAGAAGUGGAAUCUCACUGUGGAACUCCUCUUUCCAUCCAUUCGCUUUCUAAAAACCGUGGUGGAUCCAAGCUCCUUCUGUUGCGGGGAGAAGUGGUUCCAGGCAGUGAUUCAUCCCGCCUGGAAGCAUUAUUCAUUAAAUCCUGUGCUGGCUGUGCCCGGCUCCCCUGACUCAAAUGGCACCCAAACAUUGAUCUCGAGGUUCUGUGGGGAAGGAGGGGAUGAAUCCCACCCCUGCUGGGAGGUUUGUGCUGGAGAAUGUUGUGGACAUGAGUGAAAUCCUCUCCCUGAUUUCACCCAGAGCCUGGGGAAAGAUCUGUGGGUGUCUCCGGACGAUGCAGAGGGAUCUGCUGGCAUUAGGAAAGGACAGAGCCCCAUCUGUGCAUGCUCCAUCCCCGAGGCCAGCCUGGACCCUGGAAUCAUUUGGAUUUUAAAGCCAUGACUUUCUCAGAGGAUGCCCUGUGAACCCCUCUAAGAUCAUUCCUGUGGCAGCAAAUACAAAAUGCAUUGCAAACACAUUUAUCCUUAUGCCAAUAAUUGCUCUGCUCCCUGCUCCCAGGUGAGGCUGUGGGGAGACACUUCCUCCAGGAGUCUCCUUCCUUUGGAAGGCUCAGUUCACUCUUCUAUUGGUGCUGAUUAAACUCCCUCUUCAUAAAAACCAGAGAGCGUUUUUAGGGAGAAAAGGUCCCUUUUUCCCUGUGGGUUGGAGGAACUGUCUCCCUUGAAUGAGAAUGUGAAACAGUUCAUUGAAACUUUUUAAAGAAAACUAAUGAACAGAAUUUUCCAACUUGCUCUACUUUGAUUUUUUUUUUCUCCUCCUCCUUUUUAAACGGAUCCCACUUGUAAAUUUAGUUACCACCUCUGUAUCUUUGCAAUUCAUUGCUUCCUCUCCUGAUGGUGGAAUGACUCAACAUGUGAAGCUUCAUCAUUUUCACGGCCUCCCGAGUCAUGCGAGCGCGGGGUGACCUCCCCCAGGUGCUGGAGCUGGGGGAUGAGGAGAAGGCUGCCCAUGGAUCAGCUCCCCAGAGCCAGCUCUGUUACCUGCAGGAACUGGGGGAUGAGGAGAAGGCUGCCCAUGGAUCAGCUCCCCAGAGCCAGCUCUGUUACCUGCAGGAACUGGGGGAUGAGGAGAAGGCUGCCCAUGGAUCAGCUCCCCAGAGCCAGCUCUGUUACCUGCAGGACUGGGCUCCACCCAAUGGGCUCUUCCUGGGUCAGUGCAGGAGCUCCUUUCCUACCAGGGAAUGGUGCCACAGCCAGCUGAGGGCUGAGGAGCAGGGCCAGGGCUCUGGAACAUCUCCUCUCCACGAAAUGACAAAUCUGGGAGGCACAUUCCAUCAAAUACCCAGAGUGUAGAAGGGCAGGGAUUUAAAAUCUGCGGACAUGGUUCUGUGCUGGGUGAAUGUUUGGACUCAGUGGUCUUAGAAGGCUUUUCCAGCAGGAAUGAUUCCAUCAUUCUAGGAAGUGGAGAGGAGGAGAGCUCCAGCCGGCACUGAGGGACCAGAGCAGGGCUUUGUUUUCACCGAGGGCAGACACAAAGCCACGUCCAGGACCUGCAGGGGCUGGAGGAGUUCAGCCUCAGGUCUCUGCCCUGCUCGAGGGCCAGGUGCCUUCACCUGGAAUUCCUGCUUCCCGCUCCAGCUGGGGCCCUCAGCACAUCUCUCCUCACUCUCAGCAGGCUGGAGAGCUCAGGAAGCUCCAGGAGCUCCGGUUCACCGAGCUCCUCCAUGGUGGGGAAGGCUGUGGGCAGCCUCAGAUUCUUUCCCAGAGCUUUUCCCAAGCAGAUCCAUCCUGCUCCAUCCCCACCUCUGUUUGCUUUGCCUGUGGAGAGGGCCCCGGUUCUGCCUGGGGCUGGGAGCCCCUUUCCUGCCCCACCCUCCGUGAGUCAGAUCCCAGCUGCUGGGGGUGUUUGGCACUCUGUCCCAGCACUUGGGCUUUCUCUCUGUCCUGACGUGUCUUUUUUUAGUUUUCUUUUGGGAGCGUCACCCUCGGAGCCCUCUGCUCUCCCACAGGGAUGGAGCUGCCUUGUGAGGGAGCGUUCCUGGCUUGUUGUCUUUCCUUUGCCAGGGAAUGUGCAGGGCUGGGGGCAGAUUGAGGCAGGGAAAGAGACUCAGGUGCCAAAGGAGCAGGAGGCAGGAGCUGCUGAGCAGGACCUGAGCUGCCCCUGCUCUGCUCCCCAUCCAGAGCCUCCUUUUCCCACCCAGGAGUCCAAAACUCCAUCCAUGCAAGAACCUCUGAUGGUUUUUGCUUCCUCCAAGGCUUCCCUUGGUCGCUCUCCCCUUUUCCCCCACUGGCAAAUCAGUCCCAGCAUUGGUGGGGAGGGGUCGUGGGACCAGGCUGGAGUGUCCCAUCCAUUCGACCUCCUACUGGAAGGGCCAAAGAGGUCCUUGGGCUGCUGUCCACCCAUCCCUGAGAAACAUCAGUGCCUCAAAGAGCAGGGGGAAACCCUUUGUGACCCCCAGAGUCCCAUAAAAUCCCAUGGAGUUCACCCCUGCCCAUCCUCGGAUGUGACCCCAAAUGGAGGAAGGACAAACAGCAUCGACUGAAAGAUGCCAAAGCCUGGAAUCAGAGACUGGGAAUGGCCCUGGAGUGUGGGAGAGAGGGAUGAGGGGAUCUGCUGAGGGAUUGGCACAGGAUUGGAGCCCUAAACUCCUGUUCCCAGCCCCGCUGCUGUCGCUCUUUCCUGGGAUGUUCCGAGGCUGGAGAAGAGCUGGGAGUGUUCUGGCACUGGAAGGUCAAAUGUUUGUGACAGGGAUGUGAUAAGGGCUGACCCCAGCCCAGAGCUCACUCUUGGUUUUUAACGGGAUCCAGCUCAGCCUUGGCUCCUCCAAGGAGCCCGUGGAGCCCAUGGGAUGCUCACUGAUCCAGGCAGCCCAAACCAACCUGAGCUGGGGCCUCUUGGGCUCAGUUUGCUUUGGGUAUUUCUCUUGGCAGCAGGAGAAAUCUGAUCUGAAAUCUGAAAUCUCUUGCAGACCCUCCUGGAGUCACCCUGGGAGUUGGGAUCUGUUCUCCUGCUCGGGGUGACACUGCAGGAGCAUCCCCUGGGGGCACAGCCCCGGGGUUCCUUGGGGCACUGCAGGCACGAGGGGUUCUGGAUGGAUGGGAAGGGCUCACAGAGCUCCGGGGAAUGUGUGAGGGAGGCUCUGGCUCCCUCUGCUCUGUGCCCAAAGGGCUCCACCACGAACAGGACCAGUCCCUCCCAGCAGAAGGUCCCACAGCUCUGUGCCAAGGACACCCCGAGUCCCAGGCCCGUCCCCACCUCGCCCCUUCCCCCCUUUUCCAUCGGGAUGCUCUCCUGGCAGCGCCUCCGCAUCCUCCUCCUCCUCCCCCAGUGUCCUCAGCACAAAACUCUCCUUGGAAGAUCCCCCUGGGCUCCCCAGGACAGGCCCAGGAUCCCAGGGCUCCCAUCCCGAGUUUCUGGGUACAAACCCUUCUGUACAGCCUCCCUCAGGAUCCCUCCCCAGCUCUCUCCAUUCCAGUUCCUUUCUAUAAGGUAUAAUAUAUGUUUAUAACCUGAUGGCUGGUUUUUUUGACAAUACUCUUGUACCUUCUAAGGGAAAAAAGAAAUUAAAAAAACCAAAGUAUUUAUUUGAAAAGUUUAUUUUAAAGAUAAGAGAAAAAAAAAAAAAAAACAACAACCCAAAACCUAUUUAUUUUACUGCACCCUCUUCUGUUUGGUUUUCUUCUCUUGCAAAGCUGAUAACUGUUACAGAACCACUGCUGAGGUGAAAGAAGUGAUUCUAUGGGUGGCUUCACAAGCCCACUUAGAGCAACUAUUCAAUAAAAAUAUAUAUUAAUUUUGAA
Poecile atricapillus (Black-capped chickadee) is the source of this 8697-nucleotide messenger RNA. It is a transcript of the gene SPRY3, whose product is annotated as sprouty RTK signaling antagonist 3. The coding region runs from base 2177 to 3088 and encodes 303 amino acids. The record is from RefSeq and is a predicted model, not a curated record. Gene Ontology annotation, biological process: negative regulation of Ras protein signal transduction; multicellular organism development; negative regulation of MAP kinase activity. Lineage: Eukaryota; Metazoa; Chordata; Aves; Passeriformes; Paridae. The transcript is spliced from 2 exons. Gene Ontology annotation, cellular component: membrane; cytosol.